Brassica rapa (field mustard) is the source of this 1672-nucleotide messenger RNA. RefSeq names its product rhodanese-like domain-containing protein 4, chloroplastic. The record is from RefSeq and is a predicted model, not a curated record. Lineage: Eukaryota; Viridiplantae; Streptophyta; Magnoliopsida; Brassicales; Brassicaceae.
UCUUCUAAUCUCUCUAAGAAAUUUGCUGAUACACAGAGAGGGCAAUUCUUGGUGUAGAAGGAGAGAGAUAAGAGCCAUGGAAGCUUUGAAAACCGCUAGCUUCAGUCCUAUGUCGGUUCUAUCCGAGAAAAGAUCAGAACCACGACGACCCUUCUCGCUCCCUACCCUCUUUCCACCGAAACCAAUCUCCCAAGAAAGCUUCCUCAGGAGCUUCAACGGCGGAUUAGCGCUUCUAACCUCUGUCCUAAGCAGUGCAACAGCUCCUGCGAAGUCUCUGACCUACGAGGAAGCUCUGCAGCAAUCAGUGACCUCUCCUUCAUCGUUUGACUCAGAUGGCUUUAUCGACGGGAUAUCAACUUUCGUCACAGACAACCCUCUGGUGAUCGCCGGUGGAGUUGCUGCCUUUGCCGUACCCUUUGUUCUCUCUCAGGUUCUGAACAAGAAGCCUAAAUCCUUUGGAGUUGAGUCUGCUAAGAAUGCUUACACCAAGCUGGGCACUGAUGAAACUGCUCAGCUGCUUGACAUAAGAGCCGCUGCUGAUUCCAGACAAGUGGGCAGUCCUAAUAUCAAAGGUCUAGGUAAAAAGACUGUUUCGGUUGUUUAUAACGGAGAAGACAAGGAUGGUUUCUUGAAGAAGCUUUCCUUGAAGUUUAAAGAUCCUGAGAACACCACAUUGUUCAUUCUUGACAAGUUUGAUGGAAACUCCGAGCUUGUUGCUGAACUGGUGUCCCUUAAUGGAUUCAAAUCUGCGUACGCUGUUAAAGAUGGUGCAGAGGGACCUAGAGGGUGGUUGAAUAGCGGAUUGCCUUGGAUAGAGCUAAAGAAGAGUCUCAGUUUUGAUUUGAGCAAUUUGACUGAUAGUAUCAGCGGUGUAUUUGGCGAGAGUGCUGAUGGUGUAUCUGUUGCUAUUGGAGUAGCUGCUGCUGCUGGUUUAAGUGCUUUAGCAUUUACAGAGAUUGAAACCAUACUCCAACUACUAGGUUCAGCUGCGCUUGUUCAGCUUGCAGGCAAGAAACUUCUAUUUGCUGAGGACCGAAAGCAAACUCUAAAACAAGUGGAUGAGUUCUUGAACACAAAGGUUGCACCUAAAGAACUUGUUGAUGAAUUAAAGGACAUAGGAAAGGCUCUUCUUCCUCCAUCGACAAGCAGCAAAGCUCUUCCUGCACCUGCAGCAGUAGCAGCAGAAGCAGCUACAACCACCACUGUGGAGAAGCCAGAACCUGAGCCAGAGGUAGCGCCAGCUAUCAAAGCCGCUGCCCCUGCACAAGUAAACUCAGAGCCGGUGAUGGAAGCCGCUACUGCACAAGUAACUUCAGAGCCAGCCACUGAACAAGUAAUCACAGAACCGGCCAAAACAGAAGAGAAACCAAAAGCUUAUUCAAGACCUCUCUCACCAUAUGCAUCGUACCCUGACUUGAAGCCUCCAACAUCUCCAACACCAUCGCAGCCCUGAAAAGCCCCUUAUAUAAAGCAGCCUUUCCUCCUUCAAACAUAUGAGCAAAUAUCAAUCGAAUCUUUGUAAACUUCUUUUUUAUUUUUUUGAGAACUUAGUUGCUACCUUCUUUCGAAUCUCUGUUGUCUCCCUUGAUGUUGUGCUCUUAAGAGUUGAGAGUUGCAGUGUUCAAAUAAUCGUUGACCAAUACAAAGUCAAAUAUAUAUGAUUUUGAGCUAA